AUGACCAUGGCAGUCUCACAAAGGAAUCAUGUAAACUACGAGGACUACAUGUUCGCUGUAGACCAGAUCAUAUCACCAAGCUCAGACCCCGAGUCCAUCGACCAGCUGAUCCUUGUUUUGAAGGACGCUACUAACACGAAACGAACCGCAACCCUUUUCCAGGCCCUGAGCGAGUAUUCUGACAGCCGCGAGACUGAUAUCGAGAGGAUCGGUCUGACAAGGCAUGAAGAGUUCCUCGGAUCCGUCAACCAACUCCAGCGUAUCCGGGAGGACACCCUCGUGCUGACGGAUGAGAUUUUGAAUUUAAAUCAGUCAAUACAGUCUAGUACUGAAAAACUAGCCGAACAGAAACAGGCGCUUGUAAACACACGAGCCAUUAGGCAGAAUAUCAUUGACGCUUCUGAUGCUCUGCGAGAAUCACUGAGUAUUCUACACGCUGUUAACCAGGCCCAUGACUUGGUUAGGAAGAAGAAGUACUAUGCUGCCCUUAAGUCUUUGGAUGAUCUCCAGAACGAGCAUCUUCUUCCUACGAUUCAGAAUAAAUACGCCACGCAACAAAAGCUGGCUGAUAUUAUUCAAAAAUCCAUCCCCGUCUCGCAAAAACUCAUUUCAGAGGCGGUAAUGACGGACUUGAACACUUGGCUAUUUCGAAUAAGAGAAACGUCACAGUUUCUUGGGGAAGUUGCGUUUUAUCAUACUGAGUUACGAAGAACGAGGCAGCGAAAGCGGGUCGACGAGGAUAACUUCAUGUCGAACUUCAAACUCAAUUCUGCGAUCGGGUUGGUCUCCGAUGAGUCAGAGGAAUUCGAUGUCAUUGAUAAUGAGGAACUCCAAGUUGAUUUUACACCUUUAUUCGAAUGCCUGCACAUAUAUGAGGCCCUUGGCCAAAGUGAUAAAUUUCGCUCAGAAUACUCGGCGACUCGGCGACAGCAAAAAGAUUUGCUCUUACCAACUAGUGUGAGCCUGCUUGAGGAUGACGAGGCGUCCCUGAGUAGUCUUUUAGAAGGAAUUGCCGGUUUCGCUAUCAUUGAGAAGGCAACUAUGCGACGAGCUCCUCAGCUUCGCUCUGCGGUGGACGUGGAGGAGUUGUGGGAUUCUAUGUGCCAGGCUGCAGUUCACCUCACCUCGAAGGCACUUAACGAUAUCACCGAUGCGGAGGUGCUUCUCAAGAUCAAGGGUUUCAUAUCUCUGUUCAUUCAGACAAUGGAGGGAUGGGGCUAUUCCGUGUCAAUGCUUGACACAUUCCUACUUGCCCUUUUUAGCAAAUAUGCCGAACUCCUAAAACGAAGGUUUAGUGAAGAUUUCCAAGAGAUCGUCUCGACUGAUGAUUACAUGCCCAUGACUAUCCAGUCCGAAGGUGAAUAUGAGAAGGUGGUGAAUGUAAGCUGGUUCGCACAAGAGAAGCCAAUAAGUGAACUUAGCUUCCCUUGUGUUUUACCCUUCUCUCAGAUGUACCCGCUGUGCUGCAUCGACAUCCGCAACUUUCUCAAUCAGUUCUAUUUCUUCUCCGAUGACCACUUUCAACACCCCAACACUAUUGACGAGACGCUUCGAAAGGCCCUGGACGAGCUACUAGUUGACAAAGUCUGCAAAUCGCUUGUAGAGAGGCUCAGUUCACAAUAUCUUGGGCAAAUAGUCCAGAUUUUGAUAAAUUUGGAGCACUUUGAGCGAAUCUUUGAACUCGUCAACUCGAAGAUUGACGAUCUUGUGGAUACAUCGGAAUAUGAUUGGCUGGCGAUAGCGGCUCCGACGGAGACUAGUGGUUACAUGCACACAUUAACCGUAUACUUAGAGAACAUCAUGAACUCAACCCUUCUGGGGCUGCCCCGAGAAAUUAAGGAGCUCAUAUACUUUGAUGCUCUGAGUCAUGCGGCAAAUAAGAUAUUAGCUCUCCCAUUAUCGCCCGAGGUGAAACACAUCAACCCCCAUGGUGUAGCGGCAUUAGCGAAGGACGUCCAGUAUCUUACGGCAUUUGUCGACCACCUCGAGAAUGGCGAAAUGUUAAAAGAGAAUUUAGAUGAACUACAGCAAACCAUCAACCUGAUGCAAUCUGACAAUCAUGAUGAAUUCUUCGACGUUUCAACGCGGAAUAAGAAAUACGGACGCGUAGAUGCAAUGAAUGGACCAAUAUUACUGGAAAAACUCACUUCAACGGUACAAGGUCCAAGUCGAGCAGCAGCCCUUGCUAAUUUUUCAUCACGCUUCGGUAUGAAGUAG
This is a messenger RNA of Parascedosporium putredinis, 2217 nucleotides long. The record is from the annotation of a GenBank genome assembly. NCBI's taxonomy places the organism in Eukaryota, Fungi, Ascomycota, Sordariomycetes, Microascales, Microascaceae.